CAUGAGACUUUAACAUUCGCUGAACAUUUUAUAUGAUUUUGAAGCUCAAUUCCCGUUUUUCCUAUAACUCAAGUCGAACCCCAAAACAGCGUACUAACAUAGAAAAGGAAUCCUGUAGAAGAAUAGAAACGAGAGAAUUAGGAAUUGGUUCAAAACGAGUACACAAACCAACCGAGUAGAUAUCGGGGAGGAGAUCGAGUGCAGCAGAAGAUGAGUAGUCUUCGAUCGGCUGGUUCUGGGCUGCCGAUGCUUUAUGUUUGGACUUUGGCCGAUACCGUGACGGGAGCGGAUGUUCAUCGCCUCUUCCGCGUGUGUGUCGCGAUUAGGACUGAGAUUCUCUGUGACUCCAUAAUUGGCCGCUAUGCCCUGGUUUCCUUUGCGAAGAAAGAACAUGCUGAUUUGGCAAUGAACAAGCUGGCCUCUGCUACCCUCCACGGAAGGCCUAUCCAAAUGAUGGAUUGUCAUCCAUGUACUAAAAUGACUGGGCUGGUUCCUGACACGUUGUUUGUGAGGAACUUGCCAGACAGGGCUGACAUUGAACUUUUGGAAUACCUAUUUUUCAAAUACGGAAAGAUUUGGUAUAUCAAUAUCCCAAGACGUCCUGAUGGUCAAUCAGCCGACUAUGGCUUUGUUCAAUUUGACAGUGAUGAACCUUGUCGAGCAGCUAUUGAGGAGAUGAAUGGCUAUGAAGCGCUUGGAGUGAGCCUGCGUGUGGACCCUUAUUAUCUAGACCCUGAGAAGAAAAUUUUUGGGCUGGACAGUGCAAAACCCUGUGAUGGUUAUUCACAAGAUGCAGCUGACGUGGUUUGUGCUGUUCGGAAUGUGCUUGCUCAACAGAUAAACACGGGUGCAAGCAAGGGAAAAUUGCUGCAGCAGAUUGCGAAAGUGGAUGCUGCUGGUGCGUCUACUGCUGGUGCGUCUACUGAUUGUGGGACAGAUGCAUUGCCGCCCAUGGGGAAUGUUUUGAUUGAAGAGCUUUCAAGCCAUGUUGCUGAUCGGUUGGCAUCAUUACCCUUGACUGAUAGCAUGUUUUCCUAAUGGCUUCCUGAGUGAGGGAAUGGUGUGGAUUAUUGCACUAAGAAACACUGUAAUUGGAGCUUUCUCAGUUGUUUAUAGUAGGACGUGCAUUGUUCUGUCAUGUUCUAGGAUUUUAAUAUUGGUUUUAUGGAUGGAUCCUGUUAUAUUAGAUGCUAUUUAAAAUAAUAUAUAAGUACUUUAUAACUUUUAGUGAA
Messenger RNA from Coffea eugenioides, 1232 nucleotides. Its product is annotated as polyadenylate-binding protein 5-like. The record is from RefSeq and is a predicted model, not a curated record. NCBI's taxonomy places the organism in Eukaryota, Viridiplantae, Streptophyta, Magnoliopsida, Gentianales, Rubiaceae. The coding region runs from base 211 to 1038 and encodes 275 amino acids. The transcript is spliced from 4 exons. Gene Ontology annotation, cellular component: ribonucleoprotein complex. Gene Ontology annotation, molecular function: RNA binding.